Molecule: messenger RNA, 8578 nt
Organism: Fopius arisanus
Lineage: Eukaryota; Metazoa; Arthropoda; Insecta; Hymenoptera; Braconidae
Product: small subunit processome component 20 homolog
Exons: 4
Coding region: 220-8505 (2761 amino acids)
Cellular component (GO): nucleolus; small-subunit processome; 90S preribosome
Source: RefSeq, a predicted model, not a curated record
UCCUCUUUGGUUAGGCACGUGCUAAACACAUGGUGUUACUCCAAUGCAAAAGAAAUAGUGAAUACUACUGAAAUAAUGACAGAUUAUGUUGUCUUCUCUUCAAUUUAUAGUUUUUUUUAUCAAUUAAUUUCACAUGCAACCAAUAUUUCUACGAUAAAAAAACCAAGAGUUUAUAAAUUUAUUGUGUUUACGUAAAGAUUUUAAGGAAAUUCAAUAAAAAUGAAGAAUAAACCGGUUCGCCACAAAGAAACUAAUACUUUCAAGUUUAAAAAAUUCUCUGAACGAAUAUCAGAGAUCGACGUAGAUGUGUUUCAUCGAGUUGUCCACAAGAACGAGGAGUUCUCAGAUGACGAGGAAUCACUGGAAACAAAUUUCCACAAGACACUGCAGAAAUGGAACGUCUUGAAUCUUACAGAAGGCUACAAGAGCUUCAGAAAAGAAGUGCAACAGGUUGUGACUCUUCCUCAACUCCUGAAGCACAAGCAAGAGGUCAUAGACUCCCUUACAAAAUACUUGAAGAUGAAGAACGCGGUAUUCUUGCAACCCAUUCUCGACUUAGUCGUGGCAGUCGCUAAAGACCUCCAGAGGGAUUUCUACGAGCACUUUCCACACUUCCUCGCUAUAAUCAUCGAUCUCCUGUCCACUAAGGAUCCAGAUAUCCUCGAGUACUCCUUCACAACCCUGGCGUACCUAUUCAAAUUUCUGUGGAGGUAUCUUAUAAAGAACAUCGAUAGAGCCUUUCAACUCCUUCUGCCACUUCUCGUGGACACCAAGCCAGAGUACGUAAAUAAUUUUGCCGCUGAGAGCUUUGCAUUCGUGGCUAGGAAAGUCAGAGAUCGAGAUGCAUUCUUGAAAUUAGUAUUUGAAGCCCUGAAGAAGACUCCGGAUGGCACAGUUGGCUGUGGAAAACUUUUAUUCGAAGUGAUCUCUGGUAUUUCCGGGCAGUUUCACUCCUGCGCUGAGGAGAUGUUGACUCUGUACUUGAAUGCAUUAAUUGACGACUCCAUGGAUGAGCAAUUGGUUUACGAUGUUGUCCAACAGGUUUUCACAUGCAUUACAAAUUCAAUAAUUCCUAAAAACAGCCAAGUUCUAUGGACCGUCAUCUACAAGUUCCUCGACGAUCACUCAACUAAGGAGAAUGAAAAAAGAAAAAUGAUAACUCUGAUCUUGAGGCUCUGUCGCCUGAUUGUCAAUCACAGAGGAGGCAGAAUGUUGAUCGACCCAGUAGAGAUGAAGUCUAGACUUGUGAAGAUAAUCUCAGUUGAUGAUGAUGAAGUCCUCAAGGAAGCUGUUGAUAUGUGCAUCGACGUUCUCCUCGCCAGUAAUUUAAAGUUAACUCAGGAGGUUUCCAGUGAAUUUGCCUCUAGAUUACUGUCAAUCAAGAACAGGGGAUUAGUGAGUUAUAUUGUGGAAAGUUUGGUCCAUCACUCAUCCUUUGAGACCUUGAUUCUUCCAAUGGCCCUCCAAAGAAGUGUCCUGAAGCAAGAAUUUGGAAAUAAUGAUUUGGAAUUGUUCUCUAAAGUGGUCAAUGCCAAAGCACCUCCCAGUCUCAAUGGCAUCAAUUCUAAAUUAUGGAGAAAGAUUAAUCUAGAUCUCAGAGGAUUUCCUACAGCUAUUGACUACCUCCAUGAUAAACUAGGAAAUUGGACAGAGAAGAAUGUGGACUAUGAAGAAUUACUACGGGUUGUUGUUAUUAUGCCUCAUGUGACUCCUGUGAAGAAUGCUUCGAUCGAAAAAUUAAAGGAGAAUUUAAUCUUCUUGUAUGAGAAAUUAAUCGCAGAAGAUUGCAGCGAUCUCCCGACUUCUGAAAUGGAGAAGAAAAACUUCGCGUUCCUAUUGAUGUUAGAAUCAACAGUGCAUCUAUUGGACAUCGAAGACUUCCAAAAAUUCAUAGCAGAAUCGAAAAUCAAUAUCCUGGAACUGAUCAAAAAAUACCCACAGUCUGUCAAUAUUUUAAAUGCUGCAGAUGUAUUUUUCACGUACAUCAAAAAUUCCGAAAUGAAAAAUCUUUACCUAAACGAGGGCACCUUCGAUGAGAUAAAUAAACACCUAGUGGAACAAUUGGGUUCUCCCUACAGGAAAAUUCGGUUAGCUGUAUCUCACAUUUACUCAUUAUUUUCCGAAGUAAAGGACUUAUUCCUCCAGAAGACUGAUGAUGGUCUGAAUGCUUUGGAAAUCUUAUUCGCUGGUGAAAGUGUCGAGACAACAGUUUAUAAUUACCGAGAUCGUCUAAUCCACCUGCAGGCGCUCACCUUUACCUCCAGGGCAGUGAUGAAUCUCAAACCAAAAUACCAGAACUUCGCAGUGAGAUUUCUGAUAGGCAACUUGUAUAUAAAUUUUUCACUCCUAUGGGAUCCAACAGCCAAAGCCAUAGCUACUUUCGCCAGUGACAAGUGUCCCCACUUCUGGCCAAUAUUCCUACAGGAAUUAAAAACCCCAAAUCUUCCCACAACCCUCGAGACCCACGACAACAUAUUCACCUGUGAAAUUCUCAAUUCUCUAAAUCAGAAAUUAUUGUCAAUCGACAAACCUGAUCUCCAGAAUUACAAAAUCCUCUUAUGGAAAUGCAUGACGGAAUUUCCAGAGUACGUUGAGAUAAAAAAUCGAGAUGUGACAGUUCUUUUCAUUGAUUUCGUCGAGAAUAAGAUAUUCAGGUCAAAUUCAGAGACAGCACGAUCAUACAACAUUUCAAAACGCGACAACUUUCAAGAGACGAUAAUAGAGGAUAAUAUUUCAGAAGACGAGAAUGAAGGGAUGAAAGAGGGCGUUAAGCCUGAUGCUUCAAAAAAAUCGUCCUUUAAAAAGCUGGGAAGAACAUCGGACUUUAAAAUACUCCUCGCCCAGUUGAAUAUAUUCUCCAAGGCCAGCAACCCCAAGAUGCUGUACCGAGAGUCCGAGAUGUACCAAAUUUAUCUGGAGCUCUUGACAUCGAAGAGCAUUGAGCUCCAGAAGGCAGUGCUGGACUGUCUCUCGUCCUACAAACACAAGUUCCUGACCCCCUACAGGGACCACUUGUACGGUCUCAUCGAGGAGAAGAACUUGCGGAACGAACUGGCGCGAUUCAAAAUAGAACACGAAGAGGAGACCACUGGAAUGAUUCAGGAGGACCACCGAGAGGCCCUGAUGCCAAUCCUAAUGAGACUGAUAUACGCAAAGAUGAUAUCGAAGGGCACUGGAAGGGCAGCAGGAGCAGCCGGUGGUCUAGUUCGUCGCAAAAUUAUCCUGAGAUUCUUGAUGGGAGUAAAGGAACACGAAAUGAUGCUUUUCACGAAAAUGGCGUUCAAGCCCUUCGAGAAAUUCAACAUCAGUCUCUCCCCAGAGGAUGACCUAAAGGAUCUCAAGGAAUUGGUUACAGGCGUAAUGAAAACUCUCAAUUUAUCCGACGUGAUUCCUCCAAAACGCCUCCGAUCGGCUGUCAAUCUGCUGUCGAUCAUUAUCGAGGAAUUCGGAGCGAAAAUGUCGGACAACCUUCUGCCGAGGCUCCUGGCCCUCCUUCUCUGCAUUAUGGCACAUAUCAGGGGUAUUCUCGAACAAUCGGAUAAUGUCUUGUCAGGGUUCGUCCCAAUCAUUAAGGAUCUUAAAAACACAUGCAUCGGAAUUCUCGCCAGAUUUUUUGGGCACUUUGAGAAUUAUAAAUGGACUGAGACAGAACUCGACGUGCUCUUCGAUGUUGCUGUCUUCCCCUGGAUUGAAAAACUUCCUGUUGAGGGUGUUCACAGCCCCACAGCUCUAUUGAAACUGCUGUCCUCGUGGUGUCAGAACCCCAGGUACUUCUGCCUCCUCGUGAAGCAUCAAGAAGGCAACACCAGCGUGUCUCCACUCUUCUUCGUCAUCAAGCUUCUCCUGGGAGAAAAAACUCAUCCAUCAGUGAUUAACACCAUUUUAGACAUGUUGGAAAAACUCUUGACCCUCCAGGAUUAUGGAGUUAUCGCUGAGGACCAGAUGGAGGUUGAUGAAGUGAAGAGUCCCUUGAAGCCGAGAAAUGUUCUGGAAGUUAAUGCUGAAUCACUACUCCCCGGAGUUCAUAUUAACUACGGAUCGUCAAUUCUUCUCUCCCACGUACCAGACAUUCUGUUUUACAUCCAGAGAAAAUUCCAAAAGUCAAAGUAUGGGGUGAACCGCACAGAGACGAGUAUUCUCGCGAGAAUUUCAGAGCUCAAUUUGAAUCCAGAGACGUCGAAUUCCCUGGUAUCACUGUCCUUGCCCAUUCUGGUGAAGAGAGCGAUGAAGGGAGAGGCCGAGGAGACGAUUCUCGAGCUACUGACGACCAUAUCGAACCUCAUGAACAAUGUACAAAAGACACAUGUUCACCUCAGAGCAAUCCUCCCACUCUUUUCUUGUGUCAGCUCGUCAGCUGCCCGAAAACUCCUCCUCCAGUUGUUCAAGACGAUUGUUUCCAAAGACUGUGACUCAUUAGUCCCCAGGGACGUCAUGUUGAAAACUGCUGAUCUUCUGGGUGAUCUGAAUGCCACAGACCAGAGAUGGAUCGAUCAGCCUGACUUCGAGAGAAGACUAGAUGCAUUCUCCGAAAUUAAAUCAGCGAUUACUUCAGGGAAUGACGAACAGUCCAGGAUAUUGACGAUUGAGUUUGGAAUUGCUGUGUUGUAUUGCUGUUUUUACUUCCUCAAACGUGAGACUGAUCUUUCUCUGAGGGACUCUGCAGGCCAGUGUCUGAAUAUCCUGGGGCCAGAACUGGCGAGAAGGAGUAAACAGAAUAAAGUGGACAGAAUGUUCCUCAUUGAAGAUACGAUAUUGAAUUUAGUUAGAGUUGGCAUCAGAAGCAAGAACGAGGCUGUCCGCCUGCGCUCUAUAUCUUUCCUUGGGGUGAUGUCGAUGGAGUGUCCAGAUGUGCAUCCCGUCCUCAGGGACUUGAAUGCAUUGACUGACAAGGUUGAUCCUGAAGUAGAUUUCUUUGAAAAUCUGCAGCAUCUACAGCUUCACAGGAAGGCAAGGGCUUUCUUGAAAUUCUGCACAAUGUCGAAGACCCUUGAGAGAGCUCCAAACUCCAAGACAUUAACCCAAUUUAUCUUUCCAUUGGCUUCCUCGUACCUCUGCAAUGAAUCCUUCGCUAAUAAAAACAGUUUGGUCGAUUCAGCGAUUGAGACUGUAGGGGCUGUGUGUAGACUCCUGCCUUGGCAUCAGUACGCAAUUAUCCUCAAGUACUAUUUAGAUAAAUUGAGAUCCUCAACGGAAUUCCAGAAGCAGAUUGUGAGGACUGUGAUUGCCAUUCUAGACGCUUUUCAUUAUGAUUUAUCUAAACUGAAGAUAGUGGAAGAUAAAAUUAAAGCAGAAGAGAGGUCUGAAAUUAUUGCAGUUACUGCUGAACCCCGAGACCCAGAAGAGGAUAACACUGGAGAUGAUAUACCACAUGUCGAUGAGGAAAUCAGAGAGCCUGAAGAGGCACUAGACGAAGCUCUGAACCAGCGAGGAGAUAGUCCAGAGGAUCGAUCUCCAGAGGACGAGGAUCAAACAGAACAAACGAAAUUCGUUGAGAAACAAAUAAUUCUGUCUCCAUACGCAGCCAAAGGUCUAGUCUUCGAUAUAACGAACACAUUCCUUCCCCAGCUCCACCGUUCAAUCCUCAGUAGGACCCAUCACGAGAUGAGUCACAAAGUCAAUCGAAAACGAACAGGAGCGGAGAAGGAAGAAGAAGAACUGAUGCGAGUUCCAAUAGCUCUAGCCCUCGUCAAGCUUCUGCAGAAACUCCCUGACAAGAUCCUGGAUAAGAAUCUUCCUGGAAUUUUCAUGAAACUCUGUACUUUCUUGAAGAGCAGAUUGGAGUCUGUGAGACGAGCGACUCGAGAAAUCCUCCAGAAGAUCAUGAUUACCCUGGGCCCAGAUUACCUCCACCAUUUACUGAGGGAAAUGAAUUCUCUUUUAACUAGAGGGUUUCAGAUCCACGUGCUCGCUUACACAAUCCACGCAGUUCUAAUUUCCAUGAAGCCUUUCUUCAAGGAGACCCAUGUGAACGAGAAUCUUCAGAGCAUUUUACAAGUCUGCAAAGUUGAUUUGUUCGGUCUCAGUGCAGAGGAGAAAGACGUCGCGGGAGUGACUAAAAAUACAUCAGAAGCGAAAUCCACCAAGAGUUUUGAUAUUUUCCACGUUCUGGGACAAUUCAUUACAGAAUCUUGUUUGGUCGACCUUCUCCAGCCCCUCGUGUCAGUUCUCAACGAUGCCAGAUCCCACAAAACUGUCCACAAAGUUAUGGAGUGCCUCAGACACGUGGUUCUGGGUCUAGCUGACAAUAUCUUCAUUCAACCGAACAAUCUCCUCAUUUUUCUGUAUGGUGUCGUCUCCAAGAAUAUUCCAGCCCUGGCUGCCAAUAAAUUAAAAUCUUCUCAGGAGGAAAGAUUGAAGAAUAAACCUCAGAUAUCAGACUGCUUUAUAAUUCCAGCAGAACCGAAAUCUAGAAUGGGUCUGAAGGCUGCUGCAAAGACCUCCGGAGAUACUAACGAUCACAUCCUUUUGGAAUUCGCCCUGAAACUUCUCCACAUUCUCCUGAAACGUGAGAAACUCAAUGCAUCUUUCAAACACUACUUGGAUCCGUUUGUGUCAAUUCUCAGAGAUUGCCUGGACUCUCAACACGUGAAACUAAGUACUUUAUCUCUUCAAUGUCUCAAUUGGGUGAUAAAGAUGGAUCUGGAUUCGGUUCGUUCUGAGAUAAAACAAAUCUGUGCUUCGAUUUUCAAAAUUCUGCACAAGUACGGAGCAGCUGGACUUAGUAAAGGUGACAACUUCGAUCUCGUUAUGGCGGCCUUCAAGACAAUGUCCGUUCUGGUGAGAGAUGUCAAGCAUUUUAAAAUGUCUGAUGACCAAGUGAAAGCAUUGAUCCUCUACGCUGAGCAGGAUCUGCACGACUACGAGAGGCAAGCCACUGCGUUCAAUCUCUUGAAAGCAAUCAUCAGCAGAAAGUUAAUAAUUCCGGAAAUGCACGAGGUCAUGAGGAGAGUCGCUGCUUUGAGUGUCACAUCUGAUUCUGAGAAUGUUCGACAGCAGGCAAGACACGUUUUCUACGCGUUCCUGAUGGAAUACCCCCUUGGCAAAGACCUUGAGAGGCAUUUGACGUUCUAUCUGAAUCAGCUGAGCUACGAACUCCAGAUGGGUAGGAUGAGUGCCCUGAGUAUGAUCCUCAGUAUAGUCACAGGAUUUCCAGAAGUAAUUCUUACUCAGCAGUCAGGCCUCAUCUUCAUCAUGGUAGGGGCUAGACUGGUGAAUGACGAGGAUCCCGAGUGCAAGAAGCUCAGCGCCAAGUGCAUCAGGGAAAUCAUCACCAGAGUCCCUCAUAAUCAGCGAGUAAAGCUUUUUGAUAUCGUUGUCACUUGGUUCAAGAAUCCGAAGGUGUCUCUCCGCAGGCUGGCAGCUCAACUGUGUGGAAUUUUUGUUUCUGUGGAGAAGGACUCGUUCGAGAGGAGACUUGAGGAGGUUCUCCCCCUGAUUCUCAAGCAAUUCAGGCCAGAGGAUGUCGAGGACAAUGCCCCGGGUGAAUUUGUGAAGAGAAAGAGGAAGAAGAGAGUCUUUCGGGAGGAUGUCAAGGACCCGGAGAGACUCAGGGAUCACCAUUUGUUUCAAGUACUGCAAUUGACCCUGAAAAUCUCUGCUAAUUGCCCGAAAUUUUUAAAAAGCGAAAAAUACGUUGAGUCCAUUCGAUCGCUCGGGGAAAAUAGUCAAGAAUGCCUCGGACACCCUCAUCUCUGGGUCAGGCUAGCAGCCACUCAGCAAAUUGGGUUCAUCCUGGCGGCACUUGAUAUUGACAGACUGUCACACUAUUUUCAAUUCAAGGUGUUUGAGCACACUGGAGAAAUUGAGAGCAAGGGUUACAUAUACUCUUCGCCGGUCGAGACACUUAGGCGAUUGAGUUUAGAUCUACUUGCACAGCUGCAGCCUGAAAUGGAGUUUGAAGAGCUGGCUGAUCAGGUUGUGAAGAAUCUUGUUUUCAUUGCGAGGGUUAUCAAAGCCUCGAAUUGGACGAACGUGGAAACCGAGGGGGGCAUCAAGGAAGAGGGAAUUUCUCUGCUUUGGCUUGUUAAGAGGAUUCGUAAGUGUGUUAAUAUGGAAGUGACACAGAAUCCGAAAUCUACGUGUGUGCGAUCAGCCGCAUUUAAAUGGACAGCGGGUUUAGUAACAACAAUUCCAGUGGAUCCAUAUUUGAAAUCCAUUCUAUUCCAACUAAUGUCUCCACUAGUGAGAGAGAUGAUGACAACCGAAGAAUCCAAUGCUCCAUUACGUCAGCUAUCAAAAGAAGUGGGCAGAAUGAUUAAAAAGAGAAUAGAAGAUGAUGAGUACUCGAAAUUACUGGCGAAGGUUCAGCAGAAACUGGACGUUAAGCGGGCUGAGAGGAAAAAAAUUCAGAAUCAACAGUACGUCAUCGAUCCAGAAUUGGCAGCGAAGAAGAAAAUAGCCAAGCAACAGAAGAAAAAAGAGGCGAAAAAGAGAAAGAGGUGUGAAAUUCAAGGGAAGAGAAGGCGCGAUAAAAGACCGCGCAAGGAAGUCGAUAAUUUAACAUAAUUCUCACGGUCCAUUCAUGGACUAGAAUAAUUUCAUGUGUAAAUAAUAAAAUGUUUGAAAAAUUUAUGGAGAA